Pogona vitticeps (central bearded dragon) is the source of this 2840-nucleotide messenger RNA. It is a transcript of the gene SLC6A11, whose product is annotated as solute carrier family 6 member 11. The record is from RefSeq and is a predicted model, not a curated record. Gene Ontology annotation, molecular function: gamma-aminobutyric acid:sodium:chloride symporter activity. Lineage: Eukaryota; Metazoa; Chordata; Lepidosauria; Squamata; Agamidae. Gene Ontology annotation, cellular component: plasma membrane; cell projection. Gene Ontology annotation, biological process: nitrogen compound transport; amino acid transport; sodium ion transmembrane transport.
UCUCGCCCCCCUUCUUCCCCCCCCGCCCCAGCCUUCAGGGCAACAGGACGGCGGGUGGCAGCUGAAAGGAACAGCGACCGGGUCCAGGCAAGCGCAGCGGCUGCAGCACCGCCGACCUCUUCCCUCACUCCCGACGGCACAGGUAGAGUCCUGGGCUGAAAACAGUCAUGACAGCUGAAAAGACCAUUCCUAUAAUUAAUGGCAAACCAGAGGAUGCUCUGGAUCCCGAAGCCUCAAGUACCAACUUGGUCCACAGCAACGAUAAGAAAGUGCAUGAAAGAGGGCACUGGAACAACAAAAUAGAAUUUGUGCUUUCGGUGGCAGGGGAGAUUAUUGGGUUGGGAAACGUCUGGCGAUUCCCAUAUCUUUGCUACAAAAAUGGAGGAGGUGCUUUUCUCAUACCUUAUGUGAUUUUCUUUAUUUGCUGUGGAAUACCUGUGUUCUUCUUGGAAACUGCUUUGGGACAAUUCACUAGUGAAGGAGGUAUUACAUGCUGGAGAAAAGUUUGUCCAUUGUUUGAAGGUAUUGGAUAUGCAACCCAGGUUAUUGAGGCACAUUUGAAUGUUUACUAUAUCAUCAUUUUAGCAUGGGCUAUCUUUUAUCUGUUCAACUGCUUUACCACUGAGCUUCCUUGGGCAACCUGUGGGCAUGAAUGGAAUACAGAGCGCUGUGUGGAAUUUCAAAAGCUUAACAUGAGCAACUGCACUCAACAAUAUUUGCAGAAUGCUACUUCUCCAGUUAUGGAGUUUUGGGAACGCAGGGUGUUGGCUAUAUCUGAUGGAAUUGAACACAUUGGAAAUCUCCGCUGGGAGCUUGCGCUGUGUCUCUUGGCUGCCUGGACUAUCUGCUAUUUCUGCAUUUGGAAAGGAACAAAGUCAACUGGAAAGGUUGUAUAUGUAACUGCUACAUUCCCUUAUGUCAUGCUCUUGAUUCUGCUGAUUCGAGGAGUGACACUACCUGGAGCAGCUGAAGGGAUAAAAUUCUAUUUAUAUCCUGACCUGAGUCGGCUUUCUGACCCACAGGUCUGGGUGGAUGCUGGGACACAGAUAUUCUUCUCCUAUGCCAUCUGCCUGGGAUGCUUGACAGCCCUAGGGAGCUACAACAACUACCAUAACAACUGCUACAGAGACUGCAUUAUGCUCUGUUGUUUGAACAGUGGCACAAGUUUUGUGGCUGGUUUUGCCAUCUUUUCUGUCCUUGGCUUUAUGGCUUAUGAACAGGGAGUGCCCAUAGCAGAAGUUGCAGAAUCAGGACCUGGCCUUGCUUUUAUUGCUUACCCAAAAGCUGUAACAAUGAUGCCUCUUUCUCCACUGUGGGCAACUUUGUUUUUCAUGAUGCUCAUAUUCCUUGGAUUAGAUAGCCAGUUUGUCUGUGUUGAAAGUCUUGUGACAGCUGUGGUGGACAUGUAUCCAAAAGUUUUCCGGAGGGGAUACAGACGAGAGCUGUUGAUUCUUGCUCUUUCAAUUGUAUCAUUUUUCCUUGGCCUAAUAAUGUUAACAGAGGGUGGAAUGUACGUUUUCCAGCUGUUUGACUCCUAUGCAGCCAGUGGAAUGUGCCUUCUUUUUGUUGCUAUAUUUGAAUGUGUCUGCAUUGGGUGGUUUUAUGGAAGCAAUCGGUUUUAUGACAAUAUUGAAGAUAUGAUUGGAUACAGACCACUGCCAUUGAUUAAAUGGUGUUGGAAGCUCCUCACUCCUGGGAUUUGUGCAGGAAUCUUCAUCUUUUUCCUGGUGAAAUAUAAGCCACUGAAGUACAACAAUAUCUACAUAUAUCCCGAUUGGGGCUAUGGUAUUGGAUGGAUGAUGGCUCUUUCCUCCAUGGUUUGCAUUCCUUUGUGGAUCUGUAUUAAGUUGUGGAAAAUGGAAGGAACCAUCAUAGAGAGAUUCAGAAAACUGAUUGUUGCCAGUCCAGAUUUGAAAAUGAGAGGAAAGCUUGGAGCAAGUUUAUAUGCUGCUACGGUAAAUGACUAUGAUGUGAAACGGAAAGGUGAUGGCAACAUUUCAGCCAUCACAGAAAAAGAGACACACUUCUGAAAGAACUUUAUUUUGAAUAUUUUUAUAAAUAAAUAAGUAAAUAAAUAAAUAAAAUACUUCACAUAAUUAUAGGGGCCAGCUUGUUUUGCACAACUUUAUUAACAAGUUAAUUUUAAGGUGAACUUGUAUACUUGUUUAAAAGUGAUUUUUAAUUAUUAUAUAAGUAACGAUUAUAUAAAUAUAUAUAUAAAUAUAUAAAUAUCAAAAUGAAAUAGAAUUGUUUGUUAGUGAUGACUUGUAAUAUGGUGGUACCAGUACAUGUUUUAUAGAUCCUAAAAGGACCUGUAUAAUGUGUUGUAAAACUUUUAUACUUUGGUUUGUUUGUUUGUUUUUUUAAAAGGCAUGGUGUUAUAUAGCUGUACACUUUCUAAUUUGUAAACAUUUCAGACCAUUUCAGCUUCUACUGUAUGUAUAUAAAGGGGAUCACAGUGUCCUUAUAUUAAUAUCAAAGGGAAUUGUCUCAGAUGUGUAGUUUGUUUAAAUAUGUUACUUCCCAUGGGUGUUGAUCUAAAUCUUUUUCUUGACUGUUUAAUAGGUUUGCCAAAUGUCAUUAGAGUAAGUUGUCUGUCCUUAUGCUUUUCAAGUAUACGUAGCAAAGAAAUGAUACAAACUUAAAUUAACCAAGUCAGCUCUGAUAUUUGGCAGAACUCCUCUUACAGAUUUUGGAGCAAUGCCUUUCAGAACAGUCCGCUGAAUCUAAUAUUUGUUUUACAGAUUGGACCCAAUCCAGAUAACUCUGUGGCUGAAAUCCUGUUAUUUCAGCUUAUGGUACAUGAUGCUGAUGAUGUGAUCAGUCACAGUCAUUUUGUA